Messenger RNA from Aspergillus bombycis, 816 nucleotides. Its product is annotated as class I SAM-dependent methyltransferase. The transcript has a single exon. Gene Ontology annotation, molecular function: methyltransferase activity. Lineage: Eukaryota; Fungi; Ascomycota; Eurotiomycetes; Eurotiales; Aspergillaceae. The record is from RefSeq and is a predicted model, not a curated record. The coding region runs from base 1 to 816 and encodes 271 amino acids.
AUGCCUAGAGUUGACUUUGGGACCAAAGCAGCUGAUUAUGCCGCAAUUGCCCACCAAGUCAGCCGCAACAUCGCCUCGGCGGCACUAAAGCACACUCCUCAGCUCGCUCCUAGCAGCCACGUACUUGACCUAGCCUGUGGCAGCGGCGAAGUCACUAGCGUCCUUAUGGAGAAUGCCGCAGCACAAGGUGACCAGCAACUCCCAACUAUCAUCGGUUUGGAUAUCGCCCCGGAGAUGGUGCAGCUCUAUAAAGAACGGGCAGAAACAAACGCAUGGACAACAGUAUCUGCCCAGGUCCAAGACGCACAGGAUCUAGGAGAAUUCACUGAUGCCCAAUUCGACUUGGUAUUUAUGAGCUUCGGACUUAUGUAUGUCCCUGAUCCUGCUCGAUGUACGAGGGAAGUGUUUCGGGUCCUGAAGCCAGGAGGCCAUGCUGUCUUCACAACCUGGAAGGAAGCCGCCGUUCCGCGGCUACUUGCGCAGGCAACAGCUGCAGCUUCCUGCUCUUGCUUCACCCAACCAACGGAUGGCGCAUGGGGUACGAAAGAGAAGUUGGUCUCAACAGUGAAAGACGGAGGCUUUGCGACCCACAAUAUUCAAGUGGUAGUAGAGGAGACAAAGUUCGACAGGGGAAAUGGGGAUGGAAUUGCGGAAGCGCUUUCUCGGCCAUCCUGGAAUCCGCUGCAUGAUGGCACUUCUGAGGCAACAUUGAAAUGGCAAAGUAUUCUGCGAGAGCAGAUGACUCCAACACAAAGGGAAAAUGGAACCCUUGAUAUGAUUUCAUGGGUAUGUAUUGCAAGGAAAAAUAUGCAGUAG